AUGUGUGCUCGACCCGAAAGACUGUAUCGGCCGAUCGGACAUAACUUUCCUUCUGUUGCAGACUCGAGGUACUUAACCUCAUUCUUACUUCUAACCACGCAUCUUCUGACACGUUAUCCUCAACUAAUGACGAACGCCCCUCGAACUCUCUACGAUAAAAUCUGGGACGACCAUGUCGUCGACGUCCAGGACGACGGCCUCGCUCUCCUCUACAUCGAUCGGCACCUGGUGCACGAGGUCACCAGCCCGCAAGCUUUCGAGGGCUUGAGGAAUGCGGGGCGACCUGUGCGGCGACCAGACUGCACGCUGGCUACGGUCGAUCACAACAUCCCGACUGUGUCACGCAAGAACUUUGUCUCUGUUUCGUCGUUCAUCGAAGAGCCCGACUCGCGUGCCCAAUGUGCUGCCUUGGAGGACAACAUCAAGGAGUUUGGAUUGACCUAUUUCGGUAUGACCGACAAGCGACAGGGCAUCGUUCACGUUAUCGGCCCCGAACAAGGAUUCACUCUCCCCGGUAUCACCUGCGUUUGUGGCGACUCUCACACGUCUACACACGGAGCAUUUGGGUCUCUCGCGUUUGGCAUCGGCACGUCCGAAGUAGAGCACGUGCUCGCAACACAGACGUUGCUGCAGAAGAAAGCAAAGAACAUGCGUAUCACGGUCGACGGAGAACUGCUCGACGGGGUUAACUCGAAGGAUGUUAUUUUAUACAUCAUCGGUCAGAUUGGCACAGCCGGAGGGACAGGAUGUGUGAUCGAGUUCGCUGGCUCUGUCUUCCGCAACUUCUCCAUGGAGGCAAGGAUGAGCGUGUGCAACAUGAGUAUUGAAGGUGGUGCCCGGGCUGGCAUGGUUGCACCGGACGAGAUCACGUUUGAGUAUCUCCGCAACCGACCGCUUGCACCGAAGGGAGAGGCCUGGGAUCGCGCAGAGGCUUACUGGCGAACGUUGAAGACCGACGACGGCGCAAAAUUCGAUAUCGAGGUCAACAUUGCUGCGGCGGACAUUAUCCCGACCGUGACUUGGGGCACUUCGCCCGAGGACACUGUGCCCAUCACAGGCUCUGUUCCCGACCCAUCGACCUUUGCUGAUCCCGUAAAACGCUCCUCUGUCGAGCGCUCCUUGGCCUACAUGGGGCUCAAACCUAACACGCCCAUCGAGCAAAUCACAGUCGACAAGGUGUUCAUCGGGUCGUGCACCAACAGUCGCAUCGAGGAUUUGCGUUCCGCCGCCAAGAUCGUGCUUGCCGCUGGGCCGGAUGCCAAAGUUGCUGCGAAUGUCGAUGCGAUGGUCGUUCCCGGGUCUGGACUCAUCAAGAAACAGGCUGAGGCGGAAGGUCUCGAUGCCAUCUUCAAACGUGCUGGCUUCGAUUGGCGCGAAGCUGGCUGCUCGAUGUGUCUUGGCAUGAACCCUGAUCAGCUCUCCCCCGGCCAGCGGUGUGCAUCUACAAGCAACCGCAACUUCGAGGGUCGCCAGGGAUCAGGCGGUCGCACUCAUCUGUUGAGCCCGGCCAUGGCAGCCGCUGCCGCCAUGACCGGCAAGCUCACUGACGUCCGGAAAUUUGUCGGAGCCAACAUCGAGUCGGCCCCCAAACUCAAGGUGAUGAGUGCCUCUGAAUUCUUGGAUGAUCCCGUUCUUCCUCCUCCGGAGCCGCAAGUUUCAGCUGCCCCCCAAACGCCAGGGAAAUUGCCACCCAGUGAGGCCCCGUCCACUGUCCAGAAGUUCACCACUGUCAAAGGCAUCGCCGCUCCCAUGUACAUCGAAAACGUCGACACCGACAUGAUCAUCCCGAAGCAGUUUUUGAAGACCUUGAAGCGCACAGGUCUCGCCGACGCCUUGUUCUUUACAUUGCGCAAGGACCCGCACACAGGCAAGGACACGGACUUCGUUCUCAACCGGGCCCCGUACAACAAGGCCAAGAUCCUCGUUUCGACUGGCAAGAAUUUCGGAUGCGGCAGUUCGCGGGAACACGCGCCUUGGAGUUUAAACGAUUUUGGCAUACGAUGUGUUAUUGCGCCGAGUUUCGCCGAUAUCUUCAAAAACAAUACGAUGCAGAAUGGCAUGUUGCCUGUCGCCAUCUCUCAAGAAGAGUGCAAAGCAUUGGCGGAAGAUGCCGAGGCCGGGCUGGAGCUCGAGGUUGAUCUCGAAAAACAAGAGGUCCGCCGUCCAAACGGGCAAGCUGCCAUCCCUUUCACGAUCGAUCCGUUCCGCCGCCACUGUCUUUUGAACGGUCUCGAUGACAUCGCUCUGACUAUGCAGCGGGCGGAGACCAUCACCACCUUUGAGAAGCGCAGAAGCGAGAUUUGGCCGUGGUUGGACGGAUUUGGUUUCAAGGGCGCUCGGAUACCAGUGGCGUUGACGAAAACGGCCAAAUCGACGAUGGAUUGGUGAAGACGUAUUCCACUUACAUGCUGUUGUUGAAAUGUCAAAUGUAUACUGGUUCUGGACACAGUACUCGCGAUACAUGCACCAGUUUCACUCCAACACCCAUCCACAACCAGACACAAAUACAGGCAUGGUCCGUGCGCAUAAUAGUAGUCAUUGUGAUCAAUCUUCGUCGCGGUGCCGAUGCCCAUAUCGACGAGUCACGCUUUAGAUCCGCCAUGGGGUGCGGAUAUUCGCAUUCACCGACAGUGGGCUGAUGGUACAGCAGAUAGAGAGAGCAAGACAGUGAUACAAACGAC
Molecule: messenger RNA, 2681 nt
Organism: Mycena citricolor
Lineage: Eukaryota; Fungi; Basidiomycota; Agaricomycetes; Agaricales; Mycenaceae
Source: the annotation of a GenBank genome assembly